Messenger RNA from Nematostella vectensis (starlet sea anemone), 13424 nucleotides. RefSeq names its product polycystin-1. Gene Ontology annotation, molecular function: calcium ion binding; calcium channel activity; protein binding. NCBI's taxonomy places the organism in Eukaryota, Metazoa, Cnidaria, Anthozoa, Actiniaria, Edwardsiidae. Gene Ontology annotation, biological process: detection of mechanical stimulus. The transcript has 22 exons. Gene Ontology annotation, cellular component: membrane. The record is from RefSeq and is a predicted model, not a curated record. The coding region runs from base 1447 to 13398 and encodes 3983 amino acids.
AGAGUGCUCCCAAUAAGCAUAACAUGGAACUGAAAGGUAGAGAGCAAAACUGUAAACGUUCAGAUGGACUGUCCCGUGUAUCAUUUCACAUUUUUUGUAUUCUAUUUUCUUGUAGGAAGAUAAAGCACGCUAGACUACUUUUUCCGUUUUUCCCCCGUGAAAAUUUAUUAUAGUAAUCGUGAGUCAAUAAACCAAGGUAAUGCGUGUAUCGCGAGAUUGAAGGGUAAAUCACCUAGGGAACCAAUCUAAACCAAUGAAAACAUCAUAUACACAAAUAUUCAUCACCGGUACUUAGAAACGCAGCAAGCUGUUGUCGUAAAUAUGCCAAUUCCAUUUAAACCUUUUUAAUCUGCCUUUAUUCUUCGAUAACCUCCAAUUUGAAAUGUCUGAUGUUUAUGUCUUUCAAAUAAGUCUUUGAAGUUUCCCACACAAAUAAUUUCCGAAACAUUGUGGAAUGGGAUAAUUUUACUAAUUGUGUAUAGAACCAGGUGUCAUUCGCUCUGUUGUGUUUGCUCUUUCGAGUUCUGUUUCGUUUUGCUUCACCUGUCUGGGUAAGUUGUGGUGAUGAGCGCGCUUUCUUCUGAGCACAACAGGCUGCGGAUAUUUCCUCUUCAAGUUGAAGUUCUGGAACCAUUGGGGUUUUUACUAAUGACUAGCAUUUUUUCAAAUCAUGCAAAUGCGGCUUCCUUUUUUCUAGCUCCCCCAUCUCGUCUAAACACUUUUCCGUUUUUUUUUUUUUUUUCAAGAGUUUUGGACAGUAUUGAGGAUAAUUAUAAUAACGGAAAAAGCAAUGGAAUGAAUAACACAGACGAUGCUAUUUCAGCAAAGCUACUUUCCGAAUUAGUUGAUUUUUCUGUGAAAAUAAUGCGCCGUUUUUCUAUUUCCUAAUGUAAUCAAGGCAAGAAAUUAUUUUCACCAUAUGAGAAAGACCAUCAAAAUUUUGAAGCAUCCAAUAGUUUCGCCUUUAUUGCAACCGGCAAAGUUGAAAUGAAUUGAAAAUUUAAAUAUGCAUAUUACAAUAAAGGGCACAGCGGAUGUACCCUACGUAAUAGCCGCCUUUGGCGCUUAAUAAUUUCUACAAGCAAUUGCUGAUGACGAAAUAAAGCAAGUAGUAUAUUUAUUGGGUUGGUUAUUCGACACUAACGCAUUGUUUCUCAUACAAAUGAGGCGGAGAUGGUCCAAUCGCAUUACAGACCUUAGCGCUCUGUGCACCUGGAUAGGUGCGUGCGCAUUGCCCCGUGCAAACAGAGCAUAUUCUUCCUCCGUCAGAACUUGAAACAACGUUCGCUUUUCUUGAGAAUUCACUUACAAGGGAAAGAAUCAGCAUUCUUUUCCUGAUCGUCUACCCGGGUUAAAUGCGUCUCCGGAUCAUGCUAAUGGGAUCGGCGGAUUCGAUUCCUGUCUGGUUGACUGCACUUUUGCUCAACUUUUGAUGUCCUGUGAACGAUGAGGAAGUUCCUGUUUUAUCAGAUUUUCCUGGUUAUUCUACGCACUCUAUCUGUUCGAUCUGCCGAAUUCCCUUUCCUCGGGACUUCCUCUGUCGAAAAUGUCGAUUCGCUUUACCUUGGCUGUUUUAAGGAGGGAUGGCCAGUGCGUGACUUGCUCUUUUCGGCGGGGGACUAUGACACCAGAUCUUUGGAUCCCAAGAAAUGCUUAGAGAUUUGCGGUAAACUGUAUUUCCAAUACGCCGGAUUGCAAAAGGGCGACCUGUGUUUUUGCGGAAGGGAUUAUGGAAAGAGCGGAGUAAGCAAUGAAUGCGAUCGGCCCUGCUCGGGAGACAACACCAGACAUUGCGGUGGGAAUUCUUCCUAUUCAGCGUACAAUUCAACCUUUUUCAUAGGACGUUUGUCAGUGGAGAAAUCUCUAGAGCUAACCGAGCUGUAUUCUGAAGUAAACCUUACAGUAACCUUCUUAAAUGGAACAACGACAGACGUUGGUUAUGCAGUAGAUCUCGAGGAUGAAAUAGGUUAUUCCACUACAAGGAGUACACACCAACAAUUCACGUUCCGAACGACAAGAUGGGGAACAACAAAGAUUUAUCUCAGAAAUACUAUUUCCAAAGCUUUUAAAACGACAGCGUUUGAACUAAGAACCCGCGCUGGCGUAAAAUUUGUCGAGCUGGAUUGCCCUCAAGUCGUCACAACGAAUGUGCCGUUUAUCUGUGAGACGAAGGUGUAUCAAGGGACAGACGUAUCAAUGGUUCGGCUCUUCAACAACGAACCGCCAGUCACCGCCUCCUUACCAGACCCAUCUUAUGUAAAGAUAGGGAACCCUGUUCCUCAGUGGAGCCAGCAAGGUGUUUCUUCAAACUUCACCGGUGUAUUACUCGUUCCAUCCACGAGUAUACGAACAGAGACGUUGAUUGUCAGCAUAGAAGUAUAUGGAGUCAAAGAAGGACCAGCAAAACUGUUUGUCGCAACACCACUCUGUAACUUCACAAACCAAACGUAUUGCCCAAGUAACUUAACAUGCAUUCCUGUUGGCACGUCCUGCACUAUCCCUGUCAAUACCUGCUCGCCAACAAAUGUCCUGAGCAUCACAAAAGUCAAAUGCGGGACUAGCAACUGCACAUGCAACAUGGCAUCCACGAUAACCACACUCCCGGUCAUGGACUACACUAUCGCCUGUGAGUUGGGAACGUUUAACCUCAAUCUUGGUUACAACCUGUUCGUCCUCUCAGAUGGUAAAGCCUGUAAAGUCAAGCAAGGAGACGUGCUUGGUUGGGUGAGCGACGGAGGUGGUCAAAUCGGACAUCGGAACGGAGGCAAGGCAUAUGAGAUUUCAUCACUUGACUCUAGUCAUAUCAUCAAAGGUUUUAACAUAUCUAAAGCCACGCCUCGCACGGAGCGACAUGUGGAGUACCUCCUGAAAGUUAUCGCCAGCGAAGCGGUUAUAUCACGUGCUAGCCAUGUAUUACUGAGCCCAGGAUUACAUAACUACCAGGUGAAGUUAAACAACACACUGACCCCGCUGUUAGAGGUAAAUCGCCUCGUCAUCGCCCAGGUUCCAGCCGUCUUAAUUAGUCCUGUAUAUCCCCUGGGAUUCGAAACGUUUGGGGCACUCGUAGGACACCAAGUUGAACUAUGUGUGAACAUGACUUCCGCAACAAACCUUUCCAUCGUAUGGAGAAAUGCCUCAGUCGAUGGUGAGGUUAUCUGGGAAGGCUUUGUCCCGAACAGUCUCGAUGAAUAUACGAUUUACCGCAUCAACCACAGUUUAAGCACUCCUGGGCGGUAUGAGAUUUAUGUUCAGGCAUCCAAUGCUAUCAGCUCUGUCAACACUACAGUUGCCGUGCUUAUCACUAAUGGGAUAACUGGUUUGCUUGGAUCGUUACUCAAAAAGCAUUUGACUGUCUACAAAGGACUGGCCGUAGUUUUCAACUCCUCUGUGGCAAGUGGCGAUGGCGUGCGAUAUCGGUGGUUAUUUGGCUCUCAAGGAACCGUAGGUUUUACUGCAAGUAACACUACAACGUUUGUGUUUCAUCAGACCGGUACCGUGAACGUCACAUUAAUAGCAAGCAAUCUUGCCAUGGAAGUUGACACAUCAUUUCUGGUAGAAGUCGAGGACCCGGUAACAAUGACCUCUUCAAUGGAUUGGGCGCCUGUCAAUACUUCCGUCGUGUUUACCUGUGCGCUGAAAGGAAACUUUGACUUGACUCAAUACCAUUGGGACUUUGGAGAUGGGACCAUCGUAACUGCUGCCAAUUCGUCGAAUGUGACUCAUACUUUCUCCCGUGGUAACACUUUUACGGUUUCUUGCCGCAUCGCGAGCAAUGUCCCACUUAAUUCCAGUGUUUCUAUCCUCAUCAUAGCUCCAGUGACUGGGCUGACAAUUUUGCCGUUUCCUGGUGUAGAAGUAAAUCAAACCAAGAUGUUCCAGGCUAUGUACACCGCUGGUAAUAAUUUGACGUUUGAGUGGUGUAUACAAGGCCUAAAGAUGGCAUUCAUAGCCAUCUGCUCAAACAAUAAUAUAUCCUACUUCUUCAACGCGACUGGCGAAUACACCGUCAUUGUCAAUGCAUCUAACGCCAUUUCCUCCGAUUCUUACCGUCUGACAUUUUCGGUAGAGUAUCUCGUUACUGGUGUGAACAUCACUGCCCGACCAAACCCAGCUAAGUCUAACGAGCUUAUAAAUUUCAACAUCACCAAGAAUUCGGGUAGCACUGUUCAAUAUCGUGUUGAUUUUGGUGAUGGACUUGUGAUAUAUAAUUUUGAUGGAGAUCUUCUGGAGUUUAACCGCAAUUUCGUCGCAGGCAAUCGACAGAUUAUCCUUACAGCUAAUAACUCUGUCAGUUAUCUAACCAUCUUUUACGCUCUCAUCGUGCAGGAUAAGAUCCAAGAAAUGAAUAUAUCAAUCAAUGCAGACGCUGUUGUUAAUGGCAUACGGUACGUUGCACUUGGGAAAACCAAACAGCUCAAAGUAAGGACACUGAACGGUACGGACAUUAUGGUUGACUGGCAGAUAGACGGUUGGACAUAUCACGACAAAACUAUCCAAACAACCGGAAACACGACCAUAACAAGGAAUCACGUGUUCAACUACGAGAAGGAAGUAUUUGUUAACGCUACUGCAAGAAAUUUGGUGAGCACUCACAGUUUGUCUUUGCGAUUUGUCGUCCAGGCAGCAAUAGAGGGCUUCACUGCAAAUAUCCCUGACGCUGUUGUAAUAGGAAGGUCAGUCAUUCUGAGCCUGGAAAAGGAUAAGGGUGGGAAUGUCAUUUAUGAAGUCAGUAAGGGAGAUGGCACUGCUAACGUGACAACGACGGAAACAAAGCAUGUAUGGCAGUACGAUUCACCGGGCACGUAUCGUGUUACUUUGAGAGCCUUUAAUCAACUCAGCGCAGCUACUUGGACAAAACUUGUCACUGCCCAGUACGCCAUCGCGGGUUUGAAGUUUACUCGGCAAGUCGAGGUUGUGGGUAUGAAUGAAUCCUUUACUAUCAAGUGGGCAAUAACUAACGGGACUGACGUCACCUUUAGAAUACGUUAUGGUGAUGGAAAUCCCGAAGUAAACGUUUCAUCUCAGCUUACAAUCACGCAUACAUAUAAAUCUCCUGGGAAAUUCGCAAUUGAAUUAACAGCAAUGAACCUCGUGGACAGAAUUGAUAUUAGACAGUACGUAACAGUCGAGGAACGCAUUACUGGACUAAAUGCAUCCGCUGAACCAACGACCUUCAAGCUCGGGGACUCCUCCCUGGUUGUGAAAAUAAGAACGUCGCUUGUGAAAGGAACUGGGGUGACUUACCAGUACGAGUUCGAUGAUAAUACCGAGUUAGUGUCUACUUCAGAUGCGAGUGUUGAGCACCUGUACUCCUACCCUGGUGUUUUUAGAGUACAUGUGACUGCUAGUAACAAGUUAGGAAAGAAAAACACUUCGUUGCUUGUAACAGUAGAGAAGCCCCCAUCACCCAUCAAGAUCAUUGGACUAAAAGUUUCUGCUUGUCCUUGCGUUUUAGGAACACUCUGUGAAAUCCAGGUGAAGUGGGAGCAGGGAUUUGAAUUUAAUUGCGAGCUUAAAUUUGGUGACGAAACAUCUCAGAAUUUGGAUGACACAGCUCUGCGGAAACCUAUUCAACAUCUUUAUCAUCACCCUAACACUUAUCAGCUUCAAAUCUCAUGUGAAAAUAGUCUUGGGUCGGUUCAAGCUGGAGGUAAGAUGGAUGUCGACGAGCCACUUUCAGGUCUAGAUUACAAGUUAGGUAACCAGAGCAUAGUACAUGCCGUUUAUGGGGAAUCCUUGAAGGUGGGAUGGCUUUGGACGGCUGGAUCAAGGAUACAAAUUACCGCGGAGUUAUCAGAUUACGGCCAGCUACAUGACCUCCCGCACAAUUCGACAAGCGUGGAGCUUAAAAGUAGUUACUUCACCUAUCCUGGCGAUUUUGUGUUGACAGUAAAAGCGAGAAACUCAGUUUCUAAACCACAGAUGAUCAGCUUGACGAUUGCCAUGGUUCAAGAAAUAAGUGAUUUGAAGCUUUCCAUCAACCCGAAUGUGGCAAUUGGAUUCCCCGCGAUGGCUGCUCUUACGAUGAACGGAUCCCACGCCGUGUCACUGUGGUCCUACGGAGAUGGAAGUUCUCUGAAGAAACACGAAAGCGGACCUCGACAGUUCAUCACAUCUAGACACUUGUAUGCGCAUACCGGAAUGUUCCCUGUUACAGUAACUGUCUGGAAUCGUCUUUCCAAGAAGAAUGAGACGGCCCUCGCUUAUGUAUCAGUCCAAGUACCUGUCACUAACAUAUCGGUACCUUCUGAUCUCACGGCGUCCCUCGGCAACAGCGUGACUUUCACAGUUAAGAUAACAUCACAUGAAACACCUACCAAUGCUAGCUAUUACAUAAUCUAUGGAAACGGAGAAAGAUCACCUAUUAAAACUUUUCAGACGUCAAUUGCCUCAUAUGAAUAUACUUAUGCUGCUGCCGGCUGCUACAGGGCUCGAAUGUUUGUGAUAAAUUCCAUCAGUAGUCAAUCUCGGUACAUCACAGUACGUAUCAUCAGCGCAAUCGAAAGGCUCUCACUGCAAGCCAAGCCUCCAGCGUUUGCUCCAUGGCUUCGUGACGUUCUGCCCUUUGAAUACCCGGUCGUGCUUCAAGCAUCGAACGUCAACGACUCCUGUUUAGAGUUUGAGUUUUCCUUUGGUGAUGGCGAGUCAAGCAGUGGCCCAUCGACAGUCAGUCAUUCGUAUCCGCUACCUGGUGAAUACACAGUUACUGUAAGAGCCUUUAAUCCCUAUUCGCACAGUGUCAAGCACGAAUAUGCUACUACUAAGGUAAAGCUAGUCAAAGGAAUCUAUGACGUAUUCCUGGCAUCCAAUAGCCCUGGUCGACCGGAAAAAACCGUGACUUUUGUAGUAUUUUGCUCUAGCCCAGGAAAUGGUUCUUCCUUCGUUUUGGACGUUGGUAACGGUGAAAAUGUUACUCUAUCCACACCUAGCGAUAACUCUUUGGUAUCCGCCGAGAAAUACCUUCGCCCACAAACCAGGCUCCCGUUUGAUCCGACUUUCUCGUUUUACUCAGUCGUAUACAAUCACACGUUCGACAAAGUCGGCAACUACAAAGCUAAGUUGAUGGCCUGGAACGAGGUGUCCCGGCAUGCUUUGCAGAUUGAGGUAGCAGUGACGGAUAUUGGUUGUCGUAUCCCCGAAAUUACCAUAUUUGGCGGCGGAAGCACAAUAUUGUCUGCCCCUACUGUGAUUUAUGGGAAUAGCUUUGAAAUGACGUCAGAGGUCAAUGUGACUUGCAACAGUACCGUAAUGGCGGAGUUCAUCUGGACCGUCUACGUUGUCGAUACACGCCUUGACAGCAAUACUUCGAUGCCUCCAAACAGCGCCAGAGAAAUACAGUUGCCUAGUAACGUCAUUCGCUCCCAGUCUUCCAUUAUCAUACCCGGAUACUCUCUUUCGCCUGGGGUCUACCAGGUUGUCCUGAAAGUCGUGCUUAACAGUAAGGAAGGCGUCAGGCUAGAAAACUCCGAACAGAAAUACAUUAAGAUAUCGACCCCUGCAGUCAAAGCUGUCAUCGCUGGCGGUACCGCAAUAUCGCAUGGAUGGCAGUCUAAGCUUGUCCUAGACGCUUCUGGGUCACAUGACCCUGCGUAUCCUAGCAACGAUGUACUCUCGUUUGCGUGGUACUGUACCCAGGUGACAAAUGUGAUCAAGCCCGGGUAUGGGUGUUUUGGGAACAUCUCUGGACAUGUUGAAAGUGAAAGGCCUGUGUUUGUAAUUAGGGAAAUGGCGCUAUUUGAGUCUGUUGAUUAUAAAUUUACGGUGGUUGUGACGUCAACUAAUGGACGUCAGGCAACGGCCAUUCAACGAGUGACAGUGUUAGCGGGAGACCCUCCAAACAUCAAGAUCAGGUGUCUAUUUAACUGCGGUUCUAAAGUCACUGUGCCGGAGAGGCUUGCCUUACGCACGACGUGUAGUAACUACGCCAGUCUUGUCCUGGAAUACAGAUGGAGCGCCUACAGAUCGGGCCCGUUCGGACUAGAGACUCUACAAGUAUGGCCAGACAAAGCAUUGACUAGUAAUGACCUGUCGGACGCUGUAAUCGAAAAGAAAGUCUUUGAGCCAGAUGCUAAUUAUGUGCUUAAGGUGGAAGCAAGAAGGAAAGGAGGCAAUUGGGCUUUCGCGACGUACGCUUUCGUUACAAACUCCCCACCAAAAGGCGGCUACUGUGGCAUUGUACCCCAGGAAGGCGAAGAGCUAAAUACAAAGUUCAGUGUCACUUGUGCUGCAUGGGAAGAAGAAGACACUCCGCUCACCUAUGAGAUUUUGCUUGAGCUCAUGCCUGGGAACUACGCUCUCAUGUGGUAUGGACCGGCGUUAUCGAACUCACAGGUUGUCCUUGCCGCUGGGAAGAAGGAGAACAACUUUACACAAAACCUGAUUGUUCGAGUGCGUGACGUGUUUGGCGCUGUCAACGAUACCGAGUUUACAAUCAAGGUUAGACCAUGGACUAACGUGGAUUCUACCAAACUGUUGGAUUUCACCAAUGGUUCAGAUAGCAUUUUACAGCAGUCCAUAGCUCGCGGUGAUCUACAAGGUGCAGUGCAAGCAACCACUGUUAUAGCGAGCAUGUUGAAUACAAUGUCUGAAAACUUCACAACACAAGGUCGAAUACAGGUGCGGGAGGUCCUAGCGGGCGCCAUGUCUGGCCUCAUCAUUCGGGAUCUUCUAGCUGUUCGGCAACUUUCCGGGUCUAUGGAGAUGAUAACGCUGAGAAGUGAUGAGCUCACGUCGCAGGCGCAGCUCUCAGCAAGUCUUGUAUUCCCGAAAGUUGCCGAAGUCGUUAGUAAGUCAAGUGCGCUCGAUGAAGACCCAGCUCUUGUUGAGCUGGCUUGUCGCAAAGCUCUAGCGGGGGUAGGAAGUGUCAUCACUGCAGCCAGUAUGGAUACAUCAACCAGCGAGAACAAAAUCACUCUACCAAGACUAUUGAACUCCACGAGCAUUAUGGCGGGCUCGAUAGAAAAGCAAAAAGUCCCCGGCGAAAACAAGACAGUUAUCGCCACUUCCGACCUGUCGCUACUGGUGUACAAGCUCCCCCCGGAACAGAUCACCAAGGAAGAAAUAAGGGCUGGAGAUCAGGGGGGGUUCCUGCUCCCCUCAGGUGAAGAGCUUUAUUCAAAUAUGGACAAAACUCCCGACGCGGUCGGAGUAAUUAUGUUGGAGCUUCAGCGAAGUCCGUUCAUCACAAGUCAGAACUCCUCCAUUACUUCCUCUGCCCUCUCGCUUGUCCUCAAGGACUCCUCCUCGCACGAGAUUCUCGUGCAGGGUCUUAGCGAUAACUCCUUGAUCGACAUAUUCCUUAAUUCGUCCACGCCGCCCGCACAGGCUCUGCCGAACACAACUCUGUGCACUGCAGGGAAUAUGAGCGUUCACAAAGUUCAAUUAAGCAAACCGUUAUGUGCAAUCACAGUAGAGAUCCUCCGCGCAAACCGAAGCGUUCCAUUAGAUGUUUAUGUUCGCCAUGGUAGCAGACCUACUCCAACUGAGUACGACCGUAAGAUGACAUUACCCGGCGUUAGCUAUAUGCUUGAAGGCAACCUAUCGGAGCCUUCUUCAGUGUUCAUUCCUAGCAGUAACAUAACCGGUGAUGUGUUUGUUGGGAUUAUGCUCAAUGGUAGCGGUGCUAUGAACUAUACCUUUGGUGCCUAUUCGUCUUGUUGCUAUUUUUGGGACGAGGCCGGAGGCAUGUGGUCAUCACAAGGUUGCGAGGUGGGCAGAAAUACCAGUCGCCAAGUGACACAUUGCAAAUGCUCGCAUCUCACGUGGUUUGGUGCAAAGUUAUUCAUCCCGCCUAAUGCCAUUGAUCUAAGCUCAGCAAUAAAGAAUUUCGCUAACUUUGACGAAUCGCCUGCCUUGCUGGCCACAUUCUGUGCCAUUCUUGGGAUGUACCUAGUAGCGCUUAUCUGGGCAAGGAGACGAGACCUCAAGGAUACUAGCAAGGUCGGACUAGUAGCGGUACCGGAUAGCGACAUCAGCGACCUGUACCGGUACGAGGUGACAGUGUACACGGGGCGUGGCAAAGCUGCGGCCACCACCUCUAAUGUGACACUUAUCAUGUGCGGUGAGCUGGGUGAGAGCCAGGCUGUCACGCUCACGGAUGACAACAGUGAAGUGUUUCAGGCGGGAGGAAUUGAUUCAUUCUUUGUCACGACUCCAAACCCACUCGGAGCGCUCUGCUACAUCCGUAUUUGGCACGACAACACAGGGAGCAAUCCCUCGUGGUACCUGAACCAGGUGGCCGUACGUAAUAUCGAUUCAAACGAGAGGUUUUACUUCUUGUGCUACCGCUGGUUCGCCUGUGAUGAGGGAGAUGGUGAGGUGGACCGGGUUCUACCAGUAGCAGGGAAAGAGGAACUGGCGCAGUUCAUGUAUCUGUUCCGUUCGAAGGCGACUCGAGAUUUCUCGGACGCCCACUUGUGGUUCUCGAUUGCUUUAAGACCGUGUCGAAGUCUUUUCACUCGUACUCAGCGGGUGACAUGCUGUCUUUCUCUCCUACUAUGCACAAUGCUGGCAAAUGUGCUAUGGUACCAAGUACCUCAAUCGCAAAAGGAAGAUGUUAUCUUUGAAUCUGGAUUCAUUCGAAUCACGUGGCAUGAGUUGCUGAUUGGAAUUCAAUCGAGUCUACUUGUGUUUCCUAUAAACUUGCUUAUCAUUCAAAUUUUCCGUAAUACAAAGCCAAGGCCGCUACACAAGGAUGACAGUUGUGAAGUGAAGAGCAUUUGCAGUAGGUCAGUGACGACUCCAGCUAUAGCCCUUCAAGAUAUUACAACGGUAACAAGGGAAACACCGGAUGUGGUUAAAUCCUGGACGCAUUCAGAACGACGGCUCGACAGCCCAUACAAACAGCGGCGUGGCGAAGAGAAGAAAAACCUGGACACGAUUGAAAGACGUUUUUCCAGGAAACAUCCGUUCAGAAGCCAAGAGAGUGUUGACGAUGACCUAUUAACACUCCUUAUAGAAACCCGUCUUGAUGGGCUCUACCGUGAGACGACUCCAGAGAACAAAGCCCCUGCUGACAUCAAGCAUGCGGAUAGAGCAGACUUGUUUGAGCCGACGGAACAACCAAGCCCUGUGUCGAUAGAGAGCUUUGACUACGUAGAUGGUGCAAAACCGCUCUUCAAGUCCCCUGCCGAGGCGAACGCCCGCAAGAGCAAGAAGGCCAAGGAGCACGUGGGAAAGGUACUACUGCCCUGGUGGUUUGUGUACGUGGGCUGGGCUCUGUGUCUGCUGACGGCUUGUACAGCGGCGUUUUUCACUAUGCUGUAUGGUUUGACGUUUGAUAAACCCAAGCAACAUGCAUGGUUGAUAUCGAUGUUCUUCUCCCUUGUACAAGAUAUUUUUAUUUCCCAACCUUUAAAGGUUCUAGGUUUUGCUCUUGUUUUCGCACUCGUGUUGAAGAAGCCGCAAGGUGAAAAUGAUGAAAAGCUGAACUCGGAGCUCGCCAAAGAUCGUCAGUGGUUAGAGGAACACGUGGGUCAGAGAGACAAGCGGCGUAACGCCAUCUCAAACGACAAGCCGAAGUACUUGCCUCCAGAUCCGUCCGCCCUGCAGCGAGCUCGCCUUCAGCGCUUCAAGGAGCGUAAGAUGUUCGAGGUCAUCCAAGAGAUCUUAUUCUACGCGCUCUUUGUCUGGGUCGUACUGGUGGUCGCUUACGGGCACAGGGAUCCUAACGCGCACGUGAUGAACCAAGGUCUAGAAGACGUGUUUUCCGGCCGGGGUAACAGCUGGAUGGUGGAUUAUGAGCCGCCCAAACUCAGGAACAGAACCAUAAUCAAAUUUCUAAGGGUGAGUGACAUUACAUCAUUUUGGAAUUGGACAGAAGCUGUGCUCAUUCCAGGCCUGUACAGUGAGUCUUGGUAUAACGGACGGUCGGAUAAGCCAGGUUUUCUAGCGGAUCAUACCUCAUGGAUGCUGGGUACCGCACGGAUGCGACAACUUAGGGUGAAAGCGGGAGACUGCAAAGUUCAUGACGUGUAUAGUGGAUAUUUAGCCCAGUGCAACGGCCCAUAUAGCUGGGACACAGAGGAUACUACACCUGUUUUCAGACCCGGCUGGCGGCCCGCCCCAUCCAACUACUCAACCGCCCAAAACGCUUGGAAAUACCGCGAUUCGAGCGAACUGAGAUCAUUGCCACACCUGGGUAAACUGGCGCUUUACAGUGGAGGAGGCUACGCGUUUGACCUCGGCAAAAAGGAGAAAGCCAUGGCUAUGCUUGCACAGCUAAAGCGGGAUAAAUGGGUGGACAGAUCCACGCGCGCGAUUUUUGUGGAGUUCACUGUGUACAGUUCUUACACAAAUCUGCACUGUGUCGGCUAUCUCCUCCUAGAGGUACUGCCAAGUGGGGGGACAAGUCCGUUUUCGGAACUUCUCGUAACGCGUAUUGAUCGUUAUGCCGGCAACUUCAUGAUUUUUGUCCUCCUCUGUGAGAUCUUAUUUGUGCUAUUCACCGUGUAUUUCACCUACAAGCAAGGCAAAGAGAUUGCGAGGGAAGGCGUCGCGUACCACUUCCACGAGUACUGGAGCUGGGUGGAGCUUGUGUUGAGCGGAUGUUCGUGGACCAGCAUCGUGUUAUACUUCGUGAGGUUCGGCAUCAAUAAAUCAACAGUGUUGACCUACCACAAGGAUACAUCAGUCUUCGUCAACUUCCACGCACUCGCUGCGAGUGAUCAAGUCUUCGGAUAUGUUUACGCAUUUGUCGCAUUUUUCGUCUCUCUUAAAUUCCUGCGUCUUUUUCGAUUCAAUAAACGAAUGUCGUUGUUGGCAACGACAUUAAAAUGCUCUGCAAAGGAGCUUGCGCAUUUCUCCAUUGUCUUUGGUCUGGUGUUCAUGGCCUUUGUUCACUUCUGUUAUCUCAUCUUCUCGACCGAGCUGUACAUCUUUCAUACCGUGCUAUCGACCGUCGAAACACUCAUCAGCGUCAUGCUGGGGAAAUUCAGCUACGAACGUCUUCUCCAAACCAACCGUCUGCUUGCGCCAUUCAUGUUCUUCUUCUACAGCAUUGUUGUGGUGUUCAUUCUGAUCAACAUGUUCAUCUCGAUCAUCAUCGAGAAUUUCCAACGCGUCAAAUCGCAAAACGACUUGCAGUCCAAUGAAUACGAGAUAGUUGACUUUAUGACGGAGCAGUUUCGCGAUUGGUUGGGGUGGACACCGUUUGGUUUAUUCAUGGGAUCUAAGAAUCGUGUUGGAGUCUCUAAGACUGCAAACGCAAAAAGACCUUCGUACAAGCAUCGCGCUCGUACCAACCAGGCAGAGGUAUUGAAGACCAGGGUGGACAGGUUGGUGGAGCUCAUUCAGAGCGUCCACUGUGAAGAAGACGAUGAAGAUUUCUUGAAAAAUGACGGAGAAAUAACUUACAGGUCAUCGGAGAAGCAGGCGACAAAGCGCAAUAUGAUAGCGUGAUAUAGCAGUAAAACACACACACACAC